AAACAUUAAUAUUAUUAGUAUUUAUUAUUGAAGAACGUUCGUGCGCUGGGCACGCCUGGGAGAUCUCAACUAUCUGUCGGACACCGACGAUGCCAGACCAAUGGACUACCAAAUCGAAAAACGCGUAGUGCACCCGAAUUAUCAACCACCAUCAUUGUACAACGAUAUAGCGUUGUUCCGUUUGGACCAGGAUGUCAAGUUUUCGGCGUACGUACGGCCCAUUUGUCUUAACGCAGAUCCAAAAUUGCAGUCGAGUCCUUCGCAGACGGUGAUAGCAACUGGUUGGGGACAAAUCCACUUCAAUGGACCAUCUAGUCCGGAUUUAUUGAAAGUGAUUUUGAACAUGAUUCCGGCAAACCAUUGCAAAAGCAAUUACGCGUCGAUCGGGGUAACUCAGUUGGCGAACGGAAUACUCGAAGAAAGCAUGAUGUGCGCCGGCUAUGUGAAUGGUGAAAAAGACACUUGUGGGGGCGAUUCUGGCGGUCCGCUUCAAAUAGCGCACGACAAGUACUUGUGCAUGUACACGCAAGUGGGCGUCACGUCAUUCGGUAGGCUGUGCGCCAAGAAGAAUUCGCCAGGCGUUUACACGAGAGUGUCCAAGUUCUUGCCGUGGAUCGAACGAAUCGUUUGGCCCAAAAAGUUUGCCUGAAGUAAACAUAAUAUAGAUUAAGAGGAUGCCACACCUGCACUUGUUAACUCCGUUUUACAAAUACGUAAAGCAGUCAGCAAAGAAAAUUUUGCGUUCACAAUAAUACAUUUUGCACUGUAAAUUCUAAAAUAGAAGCGGAUUGGCCCGUUAAAAAUUUAAAUGUAAGAUUAUUAUACAGGGCAUCUUGGAGGAUUUUGUUGAUACAUAUUUUUAUUAAGAAGCAAGUUAUGACCUCUUUGAGACUGUAAAUUUUUUGUUUUUUUUUUUUUUUUGAAAACGAUCAUAACUCACUUAAAAAUAAUAAUAUUACCUUAACAUUUUAUUAUGAGUCAAUUCACUCUAAUUUUAAAGCUACAUAGCCAAAUGGGAUAUUGGUUACGUAAAAUUUGACAUGUUGUAUGUUUUUAAGACGGAGAAAGCACAUGCGUGGCGUCUUCUUAACAUCGCUUAUCAUUGUAUUCGGUAGUGAAUAAUAAACCUAAUUAUUGCAGCUAGUAAUCUGUAAGUAUAAUAUUCUUAUGCUGGGUUGCAUAAAUAAUUUAUUAAAUUUAAUGGUUCACUAAAAAUUUAAUGGACCAAUCGUGGGCCACUAAAUCUUGUUUAAGGGACCAUUAGCUCACUAUUGAUUCAUUAAAUUUUUUGUGCGACCCGACACUAGUCUGUUCAUUUUUAUUUUACGUCGUGUCUGACCCGGUGUUUUAAAGUGGUAUUGUUAUUAUGAUAUUAUUUUUUUUUAAUGACCACACAACAGAACAUAUUUUAAGAAAUUUUUACUAGGUGGCACUAUCACUAUGAGCUGUAAGGACUAGGCCAAAUACCUACCCCGGGUAUCUUAUAUGUUUUCUACUCAUAAAACGCACAUUUUGACGCCUGAUAACCCUCCCCACAAAAAUAUCAAUCAUUACUAAAAAAAAGGAUAAAAUAAAAAAGGCGAAGAUUUUUAGCAUUUAUACAUUAAAUAUAAUUAAAUUAUGUACAUACAAUAUAAUUAAUAACUUAAUCAAUCAUAAGAAAUAUAAUUUGUAUCAAAUCCGAUUUGAUGUGUAUAAUAUAAAAUAAUAAUUUCGAAAAAUGCCCUAGUAUAAAGUACCGAGUAGAGGAAUGUCUAAUCCAUAAAGUAUAGAGAUUAUGAAUGAUAAUUUUACAUAUAUUUUACUACUAGAAAAUAGAACCAAUGUACAAUAUUGUACAUACAUAAAAAAAACACAUUAUAUAUUAAUACAUUAUCGUAAAACUGCAAUAUCCAUUGCUAUUCAAUAAACUUAGAAUAUAAAAUUGUGGAUAUUUUAAUAACAAUUUUAACAUUUUAUAUCGGUAUCGUGUAAUUAUAAUUUAUAUUUACAUUUAUUUACUUGAGUUCUAUGAUAGUUUAUGAUGUUACUUUGGAAUGUCUUCCAAUUUAUGUGUUUGGCUUUUGCUUUUUUUUUAUUCUGUAUUUCUUUACCACAUAAUUUCACUGUUUUUGAAGACAUUUAAAAUUUAAAAAAAAUUACACUUGUAGUGUGUUAACAAACUAUCCAAUGUCCACUGACUAAAAUAUCAUGAAUACCUACUGAGUAACUGACGUGUGUAUAAUAAUAAUAAUCAGCUGGUUGGGAUUUGUAUAGCAGUGAUGAUCGCAUAAAUAUGCACUAUAAUAUAACUUUAGACAUAUUGCUAUAAAUGUUAUAAAAACAAUAAAAUAUGCAAAAAUAGUAGGUAUGCUAUUAUUUUUACAACUUUUUUUAAGUUAAUGGCGAAUAUUGUUGAUAGAAGUUGAUAUACGUAUUAUUACUACAAUAACUACAAUAUAACUAUAUAAGUUAAUCUGGUCCAUCGAGUCUCGACUGCAUUUACACAUUGUAUUUAUUCGGAUCUAGUUUAUUUAGAUCUCUGUAUGACUGUAUAUGUCAGUAUGUCACAGGUAUAUUAUUAUUAAAAUAUAUACGUAUGUAAGUA
Acyrthosiphon pisum (pea aphid) is the source of this 2587-nucleotide messenger RNA. Its product is annotated as serine protease snake. Gene Ontology annotation, molecular function: serine-type endopeptidase activity. Gene Ontology annotation, biological process: proteolysis. The transcript has 4 exons. The record is from RefSeq and is a predicted model, not a curated record. NCBI's taxonomy places the organism in Eukaryota, Metazoa, Arthropoda, Insecta, Hemiptera, Aphididae. Bases 101 to 649 code for a protein of 182 amino acids.